AUAAGAGCUGCUUUAUUUUAUCAACGUUUUUUAAAAGGCUUCUGGAUUUAACAUGAAUGAAAUUCCUCAACCUUUCACCGAAACAUCUACCAAUCAAUCGAUAACAAAAGGAGAGAAUGUCACUUUAACUUGUCGCAUUAGACAAUCAGCGGGAACUGUUAUUUGGGUGAAAGGUCAAUCAUCUCUAAAUGCUUCCUCAAUAAUAAACGCCACAAGCCGAAUACGAAUCGAAAGUAAUUCCGAUAUUGGGCUCUAUCAACUAAAAAUUAUCAAUGUGAACCUACAAGACGAGUCUAUCUAUAGAUGCUACGUCGGACAUAUAUUUACCAAUGACGAUUUAACUUACUUUGAGUCGCAAGUCCUGGUAUAUAUUCAUCCACAAGAACCAUUUCCACUGAUUAGAACAACUGGGCAAGACGAUAAACUUGAAAGGUAUGUUGUUAAUAUUGGUGACGUCAUCAACAUGAAAUGUGAAGCUAAUCUCAGUAAGCCAGCUGUCAAAUUAUCAUGGUUUCUUGAUGACUUACAUGUAAAGACAGCUAAUGAAUACACAGAGACAGAAGAUGGUAUAACAUAUAAUACAUCAAUUGAGUUUUUAAAGACUGCGACAGUGGCAGACAACAUGAAAAAAUUAGAGUGUGCAGCUGAAAGCCCAACAAUUGAAAGACGGAGCAGCAUGUUGACCCUAAAUGUUACAUAUAAACCAUUGGUAGAGGUAAAUCCACAAUCCAUCACCACCGAAGAAGGUGAAGAUGUUUCAUUCACGUGUAACUCAACUGCUAAUCCAAUGACUUUUUCAUACACGUGGAUUAUUGAACUUGACAAUGGAACGAAUCUAGUUAAAGCCAGUCAAAACCUAAAACUGAAUAGAGUAACAACAGGCUUUGAUAAUGCUAAAAUCAAAUGUGAAGUCGAAAACUCAAUCGGAAGAUCACAUGCAAAAGUUGUAAACUUUACAGUCAAUGGACCUGGAGCACCGUUAUUCGUGAUUUUACCCUGUAUAGGAUCGAUGUUUCUUUUCAUGAUCACCAUAUUGUCCGUGCUGGUGUACAAAUACAGGUUUAAAAUACGCAUGAUGAAAGUGCGCCAAAAUGUUUUCAAAAACACUGCUGGAGGGGGCGAGAAGGAGUUUGAUUUCUUCAUUGCUUAUAAAAGUGGAGGGGAUGACGAAGACUUUGUUGUGAAUACCCUGACACCUAAACUAGAAGAAAUGGGUUUCAAUGUUUGUGUCCAUUUCAAACACUUUUUACCUGGCAGUUCCAUCAUUGAUAACAUCACCGAGUCGGUUCACAACAGUUGGAAGACAAUGCUUGUACUUUCGCCCGCGUUCCUUCAGAGUGGUUGGUGUCAUUACGAAUUUAAAACCGCUUGUGGUAAUAUGCUGAAACAACGAGUCGACAUACUGCCGAUCAUUUACGAAGAAAUACGAAAUCUACCCGACCUUGACGACAACAUACGGACGCUUAUCAAUACAAUAACAUAUCUUAACUGGAACAGAGGAAACAUUAAUGAGGAACAGAAGAUACAGUUCUGGAAGGACAUUAUGAAGUCUGCACCACGAAAACCGCAUUGUGGCGUCACAAGACGAAGAAAUGAUACAAUUACAGUAGUAGAUCUUGAAUGACCGUGUGAUGACCGUGAGAUAGUGAUUACAAUUCUUGCAUACCCAGAUCACCUAUCAUCAAUUCUGUUUCACACACUCUCAUACUGGUGAUACUAUAGCAAUUAAACUUCGGGCAACCGGUUGGUACUAUGGUACACUGUUUCACGUGCAAAAAAUGCAAAACAAGAACGAAUGUAUUUUUAGCUCUGAUGAGGAGCACCAGGAAUACCCAGCUGAUUGAUUAGUUGAUCUAUUUUGUGCUGAUUGCUUAAUACUGCGUGUUACGGCUAAAAUCAAUAUAGUGCGCCCUCAAUGUAUCUGCACAAGAUUUGUGUGCCCCAUUCACUUUGACCAAAAGUUAAAUCAAAGUGUUGACUUUGAGCUUGACUUUGAUUAACCACUGUUUAAAAACAUCACUCCCUGCUCCCCUGACUAUAUCAAAUUUCCUAAGCCAUGACAAAUGCAAUGCUCAAAGUGGCCUGAAUUCCUUUAGUAGACCCCACCUAAUCAUUCCAUCGUUAGCUUACCUUCAAUCCAGUUUACAUAUACAGUAUUCCAUACCCUUUUAAGGAAUUUUAUAAUUUCAAUUCUUCAUUAUUUGGCGUAUAACCCACACAUAACGUAAGUUUGUAUUUCUUGUUUAAGAACCAUUAUUGUUGUGGACUAUUUGUUAGUUUAUUAAUAAAGUUUACGUAAUUUAGAAUUUUUUCAUGAUCAUUAUUGAAUAAUUGUUAAAUGUAUUAGCUCAGAGUGUACCUAAAAUAACACGGAGCUGCACUUAUGUUUAAUGACGUAACGACUGUAGUAGUUAACUACUGUUAUAUUAAUUAAUCCAUGAUUGAUCUAAAUUCAAAUAGUUGGAAUAGUUUCGAUUAGUUUUAUUGACAAAAUCAUUAUCUAGUAGUUUGAAUUAUGAUAUAGGUUUAAUUGCAUUUUAGGAUGUUAUUAAUUAUUAGUACAUGCAAGUAGCGCGUAUAAUAGCGCAUAUAUGCAUUUUAAUGUUUAUAAAGCCUCGCUCGUCCAGGGGGAAACGAACGGGUCACGAUUUAUGUUCGUCACGCUUGACUGAGCACAUCGUUGAGUGACGACACUUUAUAGUAGUAGAUGCUAAAUUUAGAUAUAUCUGCCAAGGAUUAAGUCCUGGCCUAUAGGCUUUAAUAUAAUGCUUUAAUAUAGGUAUAUAACUCUUUUAUAUUUGUGUACGUGCUUAUAUAUUGUUGUUUUACUUUACAGUUUAAACCGGAUAACAGUUCAUUAGUCCAUCGGUACUUAAAUCAGAUAUUGCGUUUGAAUAAAUGCUACAAUUGCGUUACUAUA
This is a messenger RNA of Anneissia japonica, 2920 nucleotides long. RefSeq names its product kin of IRRE-like protein 1. The coding region runs from base 53 to 1624 and encodes 523 amino acids. The transcript is spliced from 6 exons. Gene Ontology annotation, biological process: signal transduction. The record is from RefSeq and is a predicted model, not a curated record. Lineage: Eukaryota; Metazoa; Echinodermata; Crinoidea; Comatulida; Comatulidae.